AUGAAAUGGCUGUUUUUAGACAACGGCAUCAAGGACCGUUCGCUCAGCAUCGACCCGGCAUUGCGCAGAAUCGGCAUCUUCGACGGCGGCUACACGUACUGCUCGUACUCGACCGUCCGCCUCGCGGCCGCAGCCGUCGUUCGUGUCCUUGAUAACCCGGACAAGACCAAGAACAAGGUCGUGCACGUGCAGAGCUUCUGCGUGUCCCAGGACGAGAUCAAGGCGUCACUCGAGCGCGUUACGCGUGAACGAUGGACUCCAGUCAGCAUGGGUCACCCGGUAUACACCCCCUUCCUUUUGGAUCUGGCACAGCGUGAUCAUUUCGAGGCGACCAAAAUACUGGCCCAUCUAGUGGGCGUGGCCGAGGGCGACUAUGCUACAGAAAGCGGCCUCGACAUGACUGAACUUGGUAUGCCGAUGCAAAUGGAGCCCCUGGAUUAUGUCGUCAGAAAGGCUCUUGAACUCGAGUCCAACUGA
Molecule: messenger RNA, 477 nt
Organism: Lasiosphaeria miniovina
Lineage: Eukaryota; Fungi; Ascomycota; Sordariomycetes; Sordariales; Lasiosphaeriaceae
Exons: 1
Coding region: 1-477 (158 amino acids)
Source: RefSeq, a predicted model, not a curated record